Magallana angulata is the source of this 4113-nucleotide messenger RNA. Its product is annotated as neurofilament heavy polypeptide-like. Gene Ontology annotation, cellular component: nucleotide-activated protein kinase complex; nucleus; cytoplasm. Gene Ontology annotation, biological process: signal transduction. Lineage: Eukaryota; Metazoa; Mollusca; Bivalvia; Ostreida; Ostreidae. Bases 388 to 2442 code for a protein of 684 amino acids. Gene Ontology annotation, molecular function: protein kinase binding. The transcript has 9 exons. The record is from RefSeq and is a predicted model, not a curated record.
UCUAUGCCUUCUGACUCCAAAUCCAACAUAAUGUAUAGAUUAAUGUGGAUGAGCAAUUUGUAGAGUGGCCUGCGUGUGAUUCAGCCCUCGGGCCACAUCAUUAUUGUAUGGAUUCUGACAUUUGUUGUGGAAGGAUGCACUAGUGUAAUUGUUUCUGCUUGUUGGGCCAAUAACAACUGCUGUUAAGGGAUUUUUUGUAUUGUGGUUCAAUUUGGACUUAUGUAAAUACUUAGCAGAGCAAGAAGGAAUAUUAUUGGUGUCAUCUCUAUUUGGUCUCAGAUUCAGAGGGAGAAGGAAAAUAGCUGAAGUGUGUACACCAAUUAGGAACUCUUAUUCGCAGACAAAUUAUCAGUUUUUGGCCAGAGAGUGAAGGUUUGAAGAGCAAAAAUGGGAAAUUCAUCAGGAAAAAACAAGAAAAAUAAGAAGGGGAAGGAAGAAGGAGAAGAGAAUGACCAAGCAGCCAAUGAACAAACAGAACAAAAGCAAGGAGAGGAAGCAGCCAAUGAGAACAAGGAAAACAAACCUGCUGAGGAAGCAGCCAAUGAAACAAAAGAAGACAAAGCAGGAGAUGAAGGAGGAGGAGGGGAAGAAGGAAAAACUGAAGAGUCAAAGAACACUGGAGGACUUGUGCCAUUGGGUGCUGGUUAUCGGUCACCAUGGAAAUAUGUAGCAAUGAAUGUCCUUGGUGUUUUGUGGUACAUGGUGUGUAUGUUUGUCAACCCCCUGUCUGUAUAUUUCUAUCAGGGAACAGCUCAGAAAGCAGAUGGAAAGGAAGGUGAAAAGUCACCAGAAAAUGCCGCUACUGUCAAAACUAAAGAAACAAAUGUAGAGCACAAAACUGAUGCUAGUAAUAAUGCAAAACCUGAAAAUGAGAUAAAAGAUGAACAAAAGGCAAAUGACACCAAUGUGGCACAAUCCUCUAGUGAACAAAAGUCUGACAAUGUUGAACCAGUUUCUAGUUCUGUCUUAAAUGAAAAAGAGGCAGGCAAAGUUGAAAAGUCUGAGGAGAAAUCAGCUGAAGUAAAAGUAGAGCAAGAAACAAAUGAACAGCCAUCUCAAAAUGAAACAGAAAAAUGUGAAACUAGUGACAAUAUUACAGAUCGUAAUCCUCCUUUAGCAUGUCAAGAUGAGGAAGGAUUAGACACACCUGAAAUUAAUGAGAAAAAUGCUCAAGAGAGUGAUGAAGUUGCUAAAGAGCCAACAGUGGAAUCAGUAGAUGAUGCUGCAGCAGUAGUGGAAAAGCAACCGGAAGAACCUGCUUCAGAUAAUAGUCAAGAUACUCCAAAAGAGACUGACGUGAAAUCUGAGGAGAGCUCUAAACCUGUUGCCCAAGAUGAAGAGACUGUCAAAAAGACUGAAGAAUUGAUUGAAGAACCUGCCAAAGAAAUUGCAGAGGAGCAGUCUGUAGAAACAGCCACAGAAGAAAACUCAGAAGAAACGCAACAAACAGAGGAACAUGUAAAUAAGGCAAAUGAUGUCUCUGAAGAAGCAAAAACUCCUCAAGAGCAACAACCAGAAGCAGGUGAGGAAGAAAAGGAUGAAGGAAAAAAUGAAAUCCUGGAAGAAUCAAAACAAUCAGAGGAACCUGCAGAUGAGGCAAAUAUUGCCAGUGAGGAAGCAACUGGUGCUCAAGAGCAACAAUCGAAAACAGUUGAAGAAGAAAAGGAUGAAGGAGACAAUGAAAAAACACCAGAGGAGUCAGAAAUUGGGGAGCAGACUUUGCCUUCAAUGGAAACUGAACAACAAAAGGAGGAGGUUGUAGACAAUAAUGUAGAGGAGCCAGAGCCCAAAGAACAGAAGAGUGCGGAAACACCUAAACCUGAUGAAACGACAGCUGACACACCUAAACCAGAUGAGCCAGAACCAGCAGCUCAGGAGGAAUCUAAGGAAGAAUCCAAGGAAGAAACUAAGGAGGAACCUAAGGAAGAAAGUAAGGAAGAAAGUAAGGAGGAACCUAAGGAAGAAUCCAAGGAAGAAACUAAGGAGGAACCUAAGGAAGAAAGUAAGGAAGAAACUAAGGAGGAACCUAAGGAAGAGACUAAGGAAGAAACCAAGGAAGAACCAGCCCCAGAAUCAGAGGAAAAGCCUCCCAUGGAAGUUUGUGAGCCCCCACGGAUAGAACCAGAGGCAGCGGCUCCAGCAGAGUCAGAACCACCAGUAGCCACCCAGGAGGAAAGUGCAGAGAGUGAGAAGUUUGCCACUGAGUUCCGAUGGGAAGAUGAAGGAGAAACCGUCAAAGUGUCCGGCUCUUUUAAUGAUUGGAAAGAGCAAGUGCCUUUAGAGAAAAAUGGAGACAACGUUUUCCAAGCUGUCAUUGAUCUCCCCAAAGGAGAAUAUGUGUUCAAAUUCAUUGUGGAUGAUAAUUGGAUAAUUAGCAAAAAACUGCCAACCAAAGUUGCCGAUGAUGGAGUAGAAAACAAUGUUGUCGUGGUUUCCGGCUGAGCAUGCCCAGUCCUCUCCCCGACUCUACACAAACAACACAAAGUCAAGACGCAUUCUCUGUGACAUUCCAAGCAUACAGAUUAGAUCAGCUGACAUAUUUUCUUCUUUUUGUGAAAAAUUUUGAUCAUCAUUACACCAAAAGAAAACCAACAUGAUUUUUUUUUUCUUUUUUGCAAAGCAUAUUUGUUUGAUGAUGCACUUGGAGUUCUAUUUUAAGAGCUGAGCAAGAGUUUUAUUUUUCUCUCACGUUUUCUGUGGAGAUUUAUCAUUGAAAUCAUGCUUUGAUCUUUGAAGGCCUUUUUUACUUUCACUUCUGCGGUAUUUGCUUGUAUUUUGUGCUUUUCAAAAGUGUAAAUGUGUUUGUAUAAGUGUGAAUGUGUAUUUUGUAGAAGUACAUGAAAUAUUUAUUCUUUAAAUCCUCUCAACUUGGGACUUUAAGCAUCAAAAACACUAUUAAUAAGGAAAAUAUGUAGUAAAGGGAAUUCUUUGACCAAGCUUUUAUGUGUUUUUAGCUAAAUACAUGUCCCAAAUAUUUUUUUUCACAAGGUUUGGUAAAUAGAUAAGCAUUUAGUAUUAAAUUGACCUUAUUUUUUUUAAACCCCCCCCCCCCCCCCCCCAAAAAAAAAAAAAAAUUCAGUUGCAAACAUCCUCUGUUCACAUUUUUGAUUCGAAACCCUGCUCAUACUGACUCUUGCUGUUGUGCUUCAGAUAGGAUGGUUCUAAUUGUAACUCUAUCUGGGACAACCCUAUUACUUGAACAGUCAACAAGGCAAGGGUUUCAUUAACAGCUGUUAAGUACAAUAUGUACGGAGUGACUUAAGUGUGGUAAUUGGGUUCUGAAAUGUUGUGACAAGUAGUUUUUUUUAUAUGAAUAGUUCAACCCUCAGAAUGAGUCCGAAGUUCAAAUGGAAGCCCCAAGAGCUGUUUGUUUUGUAAUUCUGUGAUUUAUUUGUUCAGCCUAAUCAUUAUCACCGAGAUGCUUUAAAUAGUUAUAAUUUACAUAAGAUUGGUAGAAGAGAGAUAGUUGCUAUUAUUGUAUGAGGUUCUCAAUUCUUUCCACCUUUUUUUAUAUCUGGCUUUUAAUACAACUGUAUUCAUUCAUAUUCUUGGUAAUGUUGCCUAAUUUUUGAAUGCACUGGUGAAUAGGAGUUUGUGGUGAGCUUUAUCAAGGGGGAGAUAAUUCUACAUUUAUUUGCAAUGCAACUUGUUGGAUAGUAAUCAUUCAUAUUUUUGUAUAACUGUGGUAUAUAUUGUCACAUUGAAUGCUGUCACACUGUGAAAUGAAUGUUUCCUUUCUCUAAAUAUCUAAGAUUUGAAAGGAUAAAAAAACUGUAAGUGAAUUUCUCCUUCAGUUAAGAUGAUUUUGAUCUAUGAUCAUGAAAUUCUUUUGAGUAGACAUCUUAUUGUACUUAGAUAUUUUAAUGGAUAUUUUUUUUGUUAUACAAGUUAAUAUCUUUACUUACCACUAAGUAAUCAUCAAAAUGAAACAAUUGUGUUAUAUUGUUUAUAUGUCAAUUUAUAGUGUUUGUUAAUUACUAAAAUAUCUAGUCAUUUUUUUGUAUACCUAACAAAAGACAUUAAUUUUAGGGGAAAAUUUCACAUAAGUGGUAAAAGUGCUUGUAGUAAUGUAGUGUCUUGUAUGUCAUUGAAAUAAAAUUAACUAAGUUAAAA